Lacerta agilis (Sand lizard) is the source of this 1117-nucleotide messenger RNA. It is a transcript of the gene FSTL3, whose product is annotated as follistatin like 3. The transcript has 5 exons. The coding region runs from base 208 to 951 and encodes 247 amino acids. Gene Ontology annotation, biological process: multicellular organism development; regulation of BMP signaling pathway; cell differentiation. Lineage: Eukaryota; Metazoa; Chordata; Lepidosauria; Squamata; Lacertidae. Gene Ontology annotation, molecular function: activin binding; protein binding. The record is from RefSeq and is a predicted model, not a curated record.
GGGGGCGCUUUUAAAAGGGGGAGAAACACCCUCCCGGGAAGGCAGUGCCAAAGAAGACACCGGAUUAUCCCCAAGCUAGGUGCCUGCCCUCUGCUGAGACUUCGCUCCUGCUUCGGAGAGACAAGGACCUGAACUUUUCCUGCGCGCUCCUCGCUCCUUCCUAAUUUCCCUUUUGCCCCUGUGGAUUUCUCUCCCUCGCGCCUCGCCAUGAAGUUCUGCCUUCUGCUGCUUACGGUGCUGUGCGCUGCCAAUGGGGACUCUCUCUCAGGCGGUAUCUGCUGGCUACAGCAGGGGCGUGAGGCAAAGUGUACCAUGAUCAUCCGGACCGGAGUGACUUGGGAGGAGUGUUGUGCCAACGGCAGCACGGACAUGGCCUGGUCGAACGCCUCGCACCCGGACAACAAGAUCAGCCUCCUCCGGAUCCUGGGGCUCGUGACCUGUCACCCUUGCAAAGAGAGCUGCGAAGGUGUGGACUGUGGUCCGGGAAAAGUGUGCAAAAUGAAAUACGGGCGUCCCCACUGCAGCUGCGCCCCAGAUUGCUCCAACCUCUCCCGGAAACUUCAGGUGUGCGGGUCCGAUGGCUUCACCUACCGAGACGAAUGUGAGCUUCUGACGGCAAAAUGCCGAGGGCACCCCGAUUUGGAAGUCAUGUAUCAAGGCCGUUGCAAAAAAUCGUGCUCCGCUGUGGUGUGUCCCGGGACCCACACGUGUGUCGUGGACCAGACCGCCAGCGCCCACUGCGUCAUGUGCCGGGCCGCCCCUUGCCCGGACCCCACCGACAUCGACCACACGAUCUGCGGGAACAACAACGUCACCUACCCUUCCACUUGCCACCUCCGGAGAGCCACUUGCUUCUUGGGGAGAUCCAUCGGCGUCCGACAUUACGGGAGCUGCGCAGUCCCGAACCGAUACUCGCUGGACACAGAUGAAGCCGAGGAGAACUACAUCUGAACCUGCCUUUGGGAUCUAUCCGACUCCUGACACGCUGGGGCAUUAUCUGUUAGCGAUGUACAGACCGUAUAUAUCUGAUAUUUAUUAAGACCAAAAGAAGACGGCAGCCUUAUUUAUAUAUAUAUAUAUAGACAGAUAGAUAGAUAUCUCGGCUGAUGUAACCUAG